AUUACAGAUACAAGAAAGAUGAGCUCUUCAAGAGACUAAAAGUGUCUACAUUUGCCCAACUGGUUAUUCAGGUUGCCACUCUGUCGGAUGAAACUUUGAAAGGGCCACCUGAAGAAGGCCAGAAACUAGAUG
Molecule: messenger RNA, 132 nt
Organism: Thamnophis sirtalis
Lineage: Eukaryota; Metazoa; Chordata; Lepidosauria; Squamata; Natricidae
Source: RefSeq, a predicted model, not a curated record